This is a messenger RNA of Leptopilina heterotoma, 351 nucleotides long. RefSeq lists its product as uncharacterized. The transcript is spliced from 2 exons. The coding region runs from base 1 to 351 and encodes 116 amino acids. The record is from RefSeq and is a predicted model, not a curated record. NCBI's taxonomy places the organism in Eukaryota, Metazoa, Arthropoda, Insecta, Hymenoptera, Figitidae.
AUGACAAAGUACAAUAAUAAAAAGCAUCGUACUAUUGGUAUGAAACCCAAAGAUGUCACCGUAGAAGAUACAAGAGAACUGCUGAGACGUAUCCGAUAUACUCCCAACUGGACAACGGAAGUAUUCACCGUGGAUAAAGUUAAAUCAACAAAACCAGUUACAUACAAGCUGAAAGAUUACCAAAAUCAACCCAUCGAAGAUGGUUUCUACGAAGAAGAAUUGCUGAAAGUCCAAUAUCCAGAUGUUUACCUCGUAGAAAAAGUUCUCAAGACUCGUGGUAAUGAUGUAUACGUGAAAUGGCUUGGAUUCGAUAGCUCACAUAAUAGUUGGAUAAAAAAAUCUGAUAUGUAA